CAUUAACUACAGAUAUAAUACAGGUGAUGCUUUCAGCGUCUUCCGUUUACUUUUUAAAACAAGCAUCUGACAGCAACGUAGAAAGUUUACGAGCAUAAAUCUAAAAUGCCACGGCGGCAUUUAUGGAGUAAAUACAGUCUUCUGAUAUUAAUCUAUUUGGCAGCUUUGAUAAGCUGCGUUGAGAUGAGCACAAAUGACGGCCAAGCAUCCGCAGGUGGAGGCCGCGAGCGAUACGCUUUCUUUGCCCUGCGGAGCUGCCAUCAAGUCCUCGGCGACGACAGCGGUGAGUUCUUCUCCCCUGACUAUCUGUGCUCAAACCCCCCCGUGUGGUGCAACUGGACCAUCCAGGUGUCUCCUGGGAAGCGUCUGGAGCUGUAUCUGGAGGACUUGACUCCCUCAGACACCUGUCCGCAGAAGAGCGAUCAGAUCCACCUGGAUGAGUCUCCAGCGGGUGCGGGAGGACAGAGGAUUCUGGAACGGUGCUGGAGAAAGGCCAGAUACAUCUCUGUGUCCAACACGGUUCAGGUGGUGCUGCUCAUCAACGGGAACCGUCCCGUCCCGUACAGGGGCUUCUAUGGACUUUAUAAAGCUUUCGGAUCCCUGGAUUCUCCUGAUCCCAUGUAUGAAGACAUUCCUGUAGAGGUGAUAGAAGCAGCAUUGGGUGGUGAUGAAGAUGAAACGGACGCAGUUACGGAUCCUCCACCAGGUGUGAGAGACGUCACAGCAGAUGUCCAACCAUCAGGAGUGAAAACACAAACUACAUCUGCUGGUCUGACCAACACUGUGAGGUUUGGAUCCUCGGUGACCAAUGAACUUCCUUUAGGGAAGAGGGAAACCUGGGAAAAGAAUCCCGGAGAUUCAUCUCCUCGUGUUGUAGCGUCUGGUUACCACGGUAACGAUGCGGUUGAUGAUGAUGCAUUCUACGAUGAUAAUUUCUUUGCAACAUCACAAAAAGAAACCCAGCACAACCAACCCGAAAGUGGACCAGCUCAAAUACGCCCCAGAUAUCAAACGGCUUACUCACAAAUCUCAGACAUGACCCUCAGCGCACACACUCAUGUGCCACACCUCAAAGCCGCCGCCCGCUCUCCGUCUGCCAUGCGCAGGAAUGUGGACGCACAAGCGCACUCUUCUAGUCAAACUGAGCUGGUCAGAGCCAGAACGGCACCUGAUGCUGGAGGAGUGAGAGAGGGACAGUGGGACGAUGAGGAAGGCGUUUCCAUGGAGACGACAGCGACUGAGAGCAGCAUCACACUACCUGUAAUGCAACCCAAAUUACACCGCAAGUCAAAAGAGAUAACUGGCUACCAGCAAACCUUACAAAAUGUCACCCACAACAGGCAUUUACCUGGGGAGCUCUUGUUCGAGGUGAGUGUCGAGGUCAAUCUGGAGCCUGAACAUCAUGAAGAAUCCUCUUCCCUCAGAUCUGCUCUAGAGACCAUGAUACGAGAAGCAUUUGGACAUCUCACUCCAAAGAGCCUGGACUUCAAAAGACUAAAAAAGUUGAGUUCUGGCGUUUUGUUCAUCGUGUGGCUGCAGUUUGAGAAAGUGGCUGUAGGGCUGCAGACACACGGGGACCUCCAGUCCAGGCUGCAGGGGCUGCAGGGCAGAACAAUCAAAUCCCAAAGCACCAAAACACAGGGCGUCAUUGCAUCUGUCUCCACUGAAGACAUCAAUGAGUGUGAGACGCAAAUAGUGGUGUGUGAUGCUCACGCUGAGUGUGUGAAUCAGUUUGGAUCAUACUCCUGUCACUGUAUCCAUGGUUACCGUGCGGUUCCUCAUGGGCCGGGAGACGGCGUUUGUAUGGCGUCUACUGAACCUGACUGUAGUUGGACACCAUCUCCCACAAUCCUCAGGGGCGUUUAUAUUGUCCUCGGCCUGCUCAUGUUGCUCAUCAUGCUGAUGCUGUUGGUGGCGUUUUUUCUGUAUCAUCGAUACUAUAGAGGCUCGUUCCUUCCUCAUUGCCAGAAAACGAGCGCUAGCAGUGUCGUGGAAACCGCUGCCAAUUACGAUGACACCAAUAAUAACACAGGAAGUGAUGGUAGCGGUGGUGCAAACCCGUCCAUAUUCCCCCCGCCACCUCCACCCAUGAGGAUGCCCAAAGAUGGCCACCGCUCUCUGGACCUGCCGUUAUUACGCUUUAGCUCUCUGGUGCCUCCUGAUGGAUUUAGAAGUAAAAUACAUACCGAGAAACACCAGUUUUGACUCUCACUGUUACUUUUGUCUACUGUCACUGAAUGCACUGCACCUCACUCUUAUUUGUACUAGUGAGUUAUUUAUUUCCAUGCUUCUUUGUAUGCUUCUUUUCUGUUAGUUUAUGAUUUAUGGAGUAUUUUGGAAAAUAAUUGGCUUUUUGUUUCUUUUUUUUGGUCUAUUCUUGUAUUAUUGUUCACAGAAGCUUUUUCACUCUUGAAAAUAGAAUUGAAUAGAACACAAAAGCACUUUGUGUACUUUGUGUUUUUAUCCAACUAAAUAUGUGUUUGUUUGUGAAAGACAAAAUUGGGUGUGUUCAACAGAGAGAGAGAGAACGCAAGAAC
This is a messenger RNA of Sinocyclocheilus rhinocerous, 2537 nucleotides long. RefSeq lists its product as uncharacterized. The record is from RefSeq and is a predicted model, not a curated record. NCBI's taxonomy places the organism in Eukaryota, Metazoa, Chordata, Actinopteri, Cypriniformes, Cyprinidae. The transcript is spliced from 10 exons. Gene Ontology annotation, molecular function: calcium ion binding. Bases 106 to 2205 code for a protein of 699 amino acids.